Neoarthrinium moseri is the source of this 867-nucleotide messenger RNA. RefSeq lists its product as uncharacterized. Lineage: Eukaryota; Fungi; Ascomycota; Sordariomycetes; Amphisphaeriales; Apiosporaceae. The transcript has a single exon. The record is from RefSeq and is a predicted model, not a curated record. The coding region runs from base 1 to 867 and encodes 288 amino acids.
AUGUGGCACAGCGCCAGUACCCAAAUAUGGCAGAACCGUUGGGACGGAGGCGAAGGGUUCAAGGACAAAUACCUGCGACGGAACUAUCCCGUAUACCUAUGGGAUGGACCAAGAGUAGGCCGAGCAAACUGGGCUUGUGAGCCCAUGACCUAUGUUCCUGAAUACCGUGAUCAGGGUAAUUGGGUGGCGUGGAAGUUCGGACCUAAAUUUGGAGUGUGGUACCCGGGGGUCCAGUUCCCGACCUGGAGCCAAGAGGCGUGGCAGCAGGCCACUUCCGCCCGCUACGUGGAAAUCGACACUGUAGAGAAUGUCGAGUUGCAAAGCGAAGUUGCAGCAAUUGCUGCCGAUUCGGGCAAGGUUGGGAACAGUAUUGUGUACCUCACAAACUCGGCUGGUGGAUUAAGAGCAAUGAUGAUGGCUACUAAGGCCAAUGGAACUAAUAUCAAGGGCAUAGUGAUGUAUGAAAGCAUCGGAUACGUGUAUCCCGAUAACGCCAACAUCACGGCAGGGUCAGGGCCUGGACCGGCUUUCGGCCCAUUUGUGGUCCCUCUUGAGCGUUUCAAGAAAUUGGCCAAGAUACCAGCGAUACAGUUCGUCUGGGGCGACAACAGACCGGAAACAGAUCCCUGGGUUCAGCAAUCGAGACUAACUGCGAAGCUGAUCAAUCUAUAUGGAGGCAAUGCUCAGGUACUGAAUCUCGCCAACGACGCCGGGCUGAAAGGAAGCACCCAUAGCGCGUUCGCAGAUCUGGAUAAUGAGAAGGUUGCUGGGGUUCUGGACAGAUUUCUAAGGAAAAACAAUCUCAAUGGCUAUCUCUACUCGUCCGGCAAUGACUGGGAUGAUGAUGACGACGAUGACGACGAGUAG